This is a messenger RNA of Salvelinus namaycush (lake trout), 4997 nucleotides long. RefSeq names its product forkhead box O3A (gene foxo3a). Gene Ontology annotation, biological process: regulation of transcription by RNA polymerase II. Gene Ontology annotation, cellular component: mitochondrial matrix; nucleus. Bases 843 to 2819 code for a protein of 658 amino acids. Lineage: Eukaryota; Metazoa; Chordata; Actinopteri; Salmoniformes; Salmonidae. The transcript has 2 exons. Gene Ontology annotation, molecular function: RNA polymerase II cis-regulatory region sequence-specific DNA binding; DNA-binding transcription factor activity, RNA polymerase II-specific. The record is from RefSeq and is a predicted model, not a curated record.
GUUGCUAGGCUAAUUGUAUUGUACUACAGUGCUAGUAGCCAGUUAGGGAUGGCCUUGGAGGUUGAGUGUGUGGUGUGCACGACUACUCGAGAUGAGGAGAGGCAGCGCAGAGUCACAGACGGAGCGAAUGUUUUAUUUAUUCGAAUUUCGACAUUUGUAAGUAGCUUAACUCUACAAUUGGACUCGGUGCAAAUGCUGAAAAUGUCUCGAUGGUAACCAGUAGCUAGCUCACUGGAGGCAGGGAAAGAAAGCUCUCGGUGGUGCUCUGCUCAUAGCUAAACGAAUAAUAAAGGACUUCGAAAGGAAAUGGUCAAGAUGGCAGCUGCAUUCGGAAUGUGAAGGUGCUAGUUUUACAUUUUGAUGUAACCCGCAUAUUGGAAAUGGUAAAGAAACACGGGCAAACGGAACGCUGUUGAUUGAGUAACGUUAGCUAACGUUAUCUAUUCAUUGAGGACGCGCUACAUUCCCAAAAUAGGUGAUGGAAUUAUAUUGAAUCCCUUAACGUAUGUAUUAACAAAUGUGUAUAUAUAUUUUUUUUACAAAGUACAAACAGACGCUGCAGUACUAGCUCAAUGCACAUAAAACAAGGGAUUUUUAAGUCGCGCUAUCAAUUUUGCUGCGAUCAGCAGAGAGAAGACAGUCGACUGGACGCACGUGGAGUUCUACCAUCAGCUGAAGGUGUGGAAUGUGGGUACUAGUUAUUGUACUCAUUGUUUUAAUGAGUCUGGUAAUGUCAUGCUGAUAUUAUGCAUGAUAACCAAACAAAUAACAUUUUAUUAUUGUAAUGAAAUUUUGUUAAUCAGUGUAUACCGAAUACAAGCGACAAAACCAAGGAGAGGAAUAUGGCUGAAGUACCGCACAAUGAUAUUGACAUCGAUCCAGACUUCGAGCCCAAGAAACGACCGAGGUCUUGUACCUGGCCUCUGCCUCGACCCGAGUCCAACACAGGGAAGCCCGAAUCGAACGAUGACAUCAUCCCGGAGGACGAGGAGGAUUAUGUCACAGCGCCCAGCAUCUCUAGCUCCACUCCUGUCAAUUGUGGCAUAACUAUACCUCAGAACACAAAUAACUUAUCUGAACACCAAAACAUCCCCGCCACCACUAAGGAAGAAGUACUAACCCCAACUUCAAAAGAGGAGGCCGGGUCUUCACAGACACAUGAUUUCACAGCUCUCAAUGGCCUGGCCUCCCAACCUAGGAAGUCCUCAACUCGGAGGAAUGCCUGGGGGAACUACUCCUAUGCGGACCUCAUCACCCAGGCCAUAGAGAGCUCCCCGGACCAGAGGCUGACGUUAGCCCAGAUCUAUGAUUGGAUGGUGAGAUCUGUCACUUACUUCAAGGACAAAGGGGACAGCAACAGCUCUGCAGGCUGGAAGAACUCCAUCCGACACAACCUGUCUCUCCACAGUCGUUUCAUGCGGGUGCAUAAUGAAGGAACGGGGAAGAGUUCCUGGUGGAUGGUCAACCCAGAGGUUGGGAAAAGUGGCAAAGCUCCACGACGACGGGCCGUAUCCAUGGACAACAGCAACAAGCUGAUCAAAGGUGCUCGAGGCCGCGCCGCAAAGAAAGCAUCUCUAGGCCUACAGACCUUCCAAGAUGGCAGCUCCGAGAGUUUAUCUUUGUCCUGUAGCCUGUCCAAGUGGACAGGAAGUCCCACGUCACGCAGCAGUGACGAACUGGACACCUGGACAGACUUCAGGUCACGUACCAACUCCAACGCCAGCACGGUCAGUGGCCGCCUCUCCCCUAUCCUGGCCAACCCGGAACUGGACGAGGCUCUGGAUGACGACUCGAUCGCGCCCCUCUACUCCAGUCCCAGCAGAUUGUCCCCCUCCACCGCCACCCUCGGUCUGGGCGACAUGGCCCUUACUAAGAACCUCAACGACGGGCUCCCUGACCACCUGAUGGGCGACUUGCUUGACAACGUCAGCCUGACGGCGUCCCAGCAGCCCCAGGGGCAGGAAGUGGAGAGCAGGACCAAUCAGACGGGGAGCUCAGUGUUUACCUACACGUGUCCAGGAAGCGGCAGUAGUCUGGUCGUCCCGUCCUCCGGCAGCUUCGGCCCUCCCGGCACCAUCUUCCUGCUCAGCCCCCCACCCUCCUCAGUGGCCUCCCUACGUCAGUCCCCCAUGCAGACUAUCCAGGAGAACCACCAAGCUUCCUUCUCCUGCCUGUCCUCUCGUUUCAACCACCACCACACCCUGCAACACCUAAUGAACCUGGAGACCCAUGGCAGCCAUGUCAGCGACGUCAUGCUCACACACUCUGACCCGAUGAUGUCACAAGCCAGCGCCUCUGUCACUUUGUCCCAGAAUUCCCAGCGGAAUGCUAUGCUUCUCCGCAAGGACCCUAUGUCAUCAUCAAUCCGGGACUUUGCUGCAGGUCCGAAUUCAAAGACUUCCUCAGUGCCCGGUUGGUGGGCUCAGGCUGGCUUGUCAACACCUGACAAUGAAGUCUUGUGCGCAAGCAAUGAAUUGGCCCAGCAGGCCAACCAGCUUCUCCAGCACCUUCCAUUUCCCAGUAGAAAUUAUUGUAUGCAGCUUGGUGGCUCAGGUACCAACAGCAGAUCUGGAAGCCUUUUGCAGUUGAAUGCUCAGGACCACUUCCCAAUACCUGCAGACCUUGAUCUGGAGGUGUUCAACAGCAGCCUGGACUGUGACAUCAUAUGUAAUGAGCUGAUGGACGCUGACUGCCUUGGCUUAUGCUUUGACCACGCUCCCCUGCGCUCUGGUACUCAGACCACUAAUAACUUAAGUACAGCAGGGGGAUUCUCCAGCUCCAAACAAACCUCUUCUUCCCCAAGCUGGGUUCCAAGCUAGCUGAGGUACUGUACUACCCGGUGCCCGGUCUCAGAACAGUGUCAGGGUUGGGGACAGUUUGAAUUUCAGUUAAGUUAAUUCAAUGGAAUUUCAGUGUACUUGCUGAAUUGACAUGGAAUUGAACCCAACCUUGAUCAGUAUAGAGAGUGAUCAUUGCAGGUGAGCUUUCAUAACUCAUGCAUAUUGUGCAACUUGAUUGUAUAGCAGGGCUAAGUGUCAAGUAUUCAAUUAUUUUCUUCUUUUUAUUAUCAGACAUUACAUAUUUAGAACUGCAAGUGUCUGGAAGACAAGAUGGAGAUGAGCUUCUUGUACCCUAAACCAUGUUCCAAAAACAAGGAGGCUUGAGUCUGAUUUCAGGGCAGGUAUUCACAAACCAUCUGCCAGUAGAAGGGAUGAUCUAGGACCAGGUCCUCACUCUUAUUCAUAAUGAUCUGAAAGGCAAAAACGGAUCUUAGAUUAGCACUCGUACGCUGAGGUGCUGUGUGAAUACAGGCCCUGGACUGUAGAGCUGUGUCUAGUCUGUUGGGACAGUGACAAUUAUUUUUCUUUAUUUAAAAAAAGAACCUUUUUAACACCAGUGUUAUCAGUGGGAUUUUAGAUGUAAAUGUGAAAUAGACACUGCUUUUAAGUCUCAGGGAUUUUUCCUUAUGUGGUGGAUUGUAAACACUGAUAUAUAAAAUUAAACUUUUUUUUUUUUUUACCCUGCUUCCCAUGUCAUAUUUCUUAACCAUACAUAUGAACCAACACAAUAUUUUUACCAAACCAUUUGUCAGUACAGUGGUUGACUGCCUGUUUACAUCUAACAAGCUCCAGCAAAUGUGACCUUUUUGUUGUAGAUACUUGAUUCAGCUUUUACUGGUAUGUUCUCAGCCGAAAAGAGGACAAAAGAAACAAUUGUUUUUGAAAAGCCUUGCAUCAGUGCACAAUUCCAUGCACCUAUAUAAUAAAACAUAUGUUUUUUAUAUGUGGAACAUCAAGUCCAAGGUAAUCCACAUUGUAUUAAUUGUACUGUAUGAAACUUGUGUUUUAAUUUUCUUCAGUGAUUUUAGUAUUCAGUACUCCUGUGAUAAACCCUGAUAAGGAUGACAAGUCUCUGCUUGUAAAGGGGGGACCUGAUCCUAGAUCAGCACUCCAAACCUGACACUUUAUGAAUGCGGGGCCCAGGUGUUGGAUGGUUGUUAUUCCUUAAACAAAGUGAUGUAAUUACAGCUUACAAAAAUCAUAUUUUUUGAACAUUUACAUUGAAUAAGCUAUUACUCAUGCUAAAUAUAGGCUAGGCCUAAAAUAUGAUUAUGGAAAAUAACAUUCCAUGUAGAAUCAGAAGCAACAAACUCUCAAUGUUCUGAAUUAUUGCCCCAAAAAUAUGAAGUCAAUAUUUUGAGUUGAUUUCCCACAUGGAGUAGGACUACGUGAAGAGACGUUAACUAACUUCAUAGCAACACCAAAGGAGGUCUUGGUAAUUAAUUUUGAUGGAUUUAAACUCCUAAUACAACAUAUUUAGAAUACAGUAAUUGGUUUUGGGAUGUUUUUAUGCUGAAACAAGUUGUUUGUAAUCAUUAAAGGAACAAUCUGCAGUUGCUAUGUCUGUUUUUAGACUUUCAAAUUAAUGAUGCAUACCCAUUGAUUCUUGAAGAAUGUAACAUAGAUGCCUCAUGUGCUUAUCUCAACUGUCGUAACCUAUUAAACCCAAAAUGUAAACAAACACUAUAUAGCCUCAACAUGAUUAAAACUAUUAUUGUGAUAUCAUGGAGGUUCGGUCCUUGUAUCCAUAGCUCUGUCCAUGAGUUUGAAAGCGCUUACAUUUCUCCAGCCCCAUCCCUCAGCAGUUUACCAAAUCAGCGGCAGGGGUGUCCGCUUUGUUAUUGUUCAAACCGCAGAUUGCGCCUUUAAAGUAAUUAACAGUAUUACUUCAUGUACUGUGGAUCAACACCCACUGCCUACCUAUGUUUGUAUUUACCUCACUGGUCCUCCAUGAAUUGCUUCUACAUCUGAAUUGCUUGCUGUUUGUGUUGUGACAUCUGCUGAUGUAAAAAUAGCUUUAUAAAUACAUUUGAUUAACCACAACCAUAUUUGAUUUCAGUUGGCUUUUCCUCAUGUAUUUUUCCACUUUGCAUUAUGUUAUGUAUGUCUGAGAAAUGGUGCAUGUAAAUAAAAGCUUUGUGAAGCACUAUAAUUGUC